AUGGCUCUGCCAGGUUCUGCUUCCUGGGUUCUUAAGAAGAUUUGGGGGUGUAGAGAUUUGCUGGAUAGGGAUCCUAUGUGCAAGCAACUGUUUUUUGCUACUGGUGGUUACUCUAUCAAGAAGAUGUACCUAUGUUUGUUGGGUCAGUUUCCUAAAGUUCAGUGGAGGAGAGUGGUUUGUAAUAACUUUGCUAGUCCUAAAAGUCUUUUCAUUUUGUGGCUUGCUGUUCAUGGAAGGCUUUCUACCAAAGACAGACUCAUGCAGUGGGGCAUAGCUACUGAUGGUGUUUGCAGUUUAUGUGGUGUUGAUCCAGAAUCAGUGCAGCACUUGAGCAGCCAAGCUUUUGACCAGGAGCUCCAAUUUGCUAUGAGAAUGAGUAAAAAAUGUACUGCUGUGAGCAAACUUCUCCUUGCUGGUUUUACUGAAGCAGUUUAUUGCCUGUGGAUUCAAAGGAAUCAAAGAGUCUUUGCUGGUCAUGUACAAUCAGCUGAGCAAAUUGUUAAAGAAAUUGUGUUUAAGGUUGCUUGCAGAUGUAGAGAUUCAGACAUUGCUUUGUUGCUGUAUUAG
Messenger RNA from Spinacia oleracea (spinach), 567 nucleotides. RefSeq lists its product as uncharacterized. The coding region runs from base 1 to 567 and encodes 188 amino acids. Lineage: Eukaryota; Viridiplantae; Streptophyta; Magnoliopsida; Caryophyllales; Amaranthaceae. The transcript is spliced from 2 exons. The record is from RefSeq and is a predicted model, not a curated record.